Molecule: messenger RNA, 528 nt
Organism: Gongylonema pulchrum
Lineage: Eukaryota; Metazoa; Nematoda; Chromadorea; Rhabditida; Gongylonematidae
Source: the annotation of a GenBank genome assembly
AUGAUCACACGAGCGUCAUCUGUGUCACUACGUGGGAAAGGAAGCGGUUUAGUCUGUCCUCCGAUUUGGCUUUCCGGGGUGCUAUUCCUACUGCUAAUGGUACCGCAGGAUGUGAUGUCAAGGUAUGCAUCGUUUAACAUUGGCAGCAUCUUGAAUCACGCACCGGGUGCGGAACAUCGUAACUUUACGAACGCGGGAUAUCCUAACUUUGCGAGUGCGAAACAACAUCCUAAAAUGACGAUUACAAAAGAUAAUAAUGGCUCGGCGAUUAUGGCAGAUUAUGACCCAGUAAAUGAUAUAGAAUAUGACGCGGUAGAUGAGGACGAUUAUGGAUCGGCAAAUGAGACAGAUUAUGACUCGGAGGAGAAAAACCAAUCGAAUGCCACCGGCUUGUUCGAAUUGCAACGCUUGCCAAUGAAAGUAGCUAUAACGGGGUAUUACAAUAUGAUCAGUACCAAGAAGCUCGGUGAAUUGUUGAGAACACUGUUCGACUAUUCGGCUAUGUCAGGGCCUGUGAUGAGUGCAUGA